Messenger RNA from Westerdykella ornata, 1872 nucleotides. Its product is annotated as Di-copper centre-containing protein. Bases 218 to 1426 code for a protein of 402 amino acids. Gene Ontology annotation, molecular function: oxidoreductase activity. The transcript has 4 exons. The record is from RefSeq and is a predicted model, not a curated record. Lineage: Eukaryota; Fungi; Ascomycota; Dothideomycetes; Pleosporales; Sporormiaceae.
GAUUGGACUUCCGCAUGGAAGCAGAGACCAUGCAGGAAUCCCAGAGCCUUGAACAAGUCUCCAGCGGCAGCAUCAGUCGGCAGCGAAUAAACUUCUUCAUGAAUCGUGAAGAUGAUGCCGAUGCGAAUGUCUGAGAGGAUAUAACCGUCAACCUGGGCCCCAAUCCUGCCUCCCCAGUCUGCCAACCCUUGCCUGUAGCGGAGUCCUUCACGUCGCGAUGCGUCUGUUUCAUGCUGUAUCCGCCGUGCAGCUGUUGGCUGGAUGCCUUGUGACGGCAGUUCCCUUGGACUCGUCCUCGACUCCGGAUAUCGAUAUAGACCCAGCUGCCAACCCAAUCGACGCUCUCGCCGUUCUGCAGCAGCACGUCUACGCGACGCUUGAACAGAGCGAUGCUGUCGAAAAGAGGUCUCCGAAAGCUCCAAAAGGUUGCUCCUUGGCCAACGCAAGUAUACGGCAAGACUGGGAGCACUUGAGCAAGGCAGACCGAAAGGCUUACAUCAAAGCUGUACAGUGUCUUCGAACGUUGCCGUCCAAGUCCGACAAGUCAUGGGCCCCGGCAGCGAGGACUCGUUACGAUGACUUUGUAGCCAUCCACGUGAACCUGACCCAGAGUAUACAUGGCAACGGUCUCUUCCUCACCUGGCAUCGCUAUUUUGUGUGGGCGUACGAGCAAGCCCUUCGACAAGAAUGCGGCUACAAGGGCUACCAACCCUACUGGAACUGGUUCUCACAUACGGAUGAUAUCCAUAAGUCACCUGUCUUUGACGGUAGUGACACCAGCAUGGGUGGCGAUGGUGAAUUCUUUGCACACAAUGGGAGUCUCGGAGGCGCCAAGUUGAUAGCCAUCCCCUCUGGAAACGGGGGAGGAUGUAUCAAGAGCGGCCCUUUCAAAAAUACACAAGCGAACAUUGGUCCAAUGUCUCCUGGCAUGCAGGGCUUCGAUCACCUGGCAGUCGACAUUACCGAUUACAACCCGCGAUGCGUUCGCCGGGACCUCAGUUCCUACAUAACAAAGAAGUGGUUCACUACGGCGAACCUCCUGAACGUGACCGUUGGCGCGGCUUCUAAGACCCACCGCCUCUUCUGGACUGAAGUUCAGGGCCGAUAUCCAGAUGGCUUCCUUGGCCUGCACACCUCGGGCCAUUACACUAUGGGGGGCGACGCGACCGAUCUCUAUUCGUCUGUCAAUGAUCCCGCUUUUUGGCUCCAUCACGCUAUGCUUGACCGCAUCUACUGGAUCUGGCAGACGCUUCAUCCACUCGAGGCGAAUAAGAUCGCCGGUACCUUGACGUUGCAGAAUAAGCCUCCGUCGCGUGACGCUACUAUCGACGACCUGUUGGAUUUGGGGGUUAAUGCUAAGACGAUGAAGAUUCGCGAUAUGCUUAAUACCUUGGGUGGUACCCCUCUGUGCUACAUCUACUUGUGAGCAGGUCGAGAGGAUUGCCUUUACAGCAUGUUACCACCAUCCGAGGGAAACUUGGGAGGGAAAAUAGGGUGCCGUAAUCCUGGUGUAACCGGCUUACAGGCGGGGGCCUCGAACAAGCUGCGAAUGGGGGAAGGCCACCAGAGUUGUGCGCAUGGUUGCCCGUUCACAACCAUUGCAUCUCGUCGCCAAGUUUCAGGUAUGUGGCAACAUGGUGUACUCUGUAAUUAUUAAUUAUUCAGCAUCAACACUUCAAAGGUUGCAUAUACUUCAUCACAGUAAAUCUUGUCGCGAAAAGCUCAUUGUGCGUCUUUUUCGCUCGCAGGCUGCUGUGCGCUAUUUUUCAUGUGAAUCUUCCGUAGCAUUUUUUCUCCUAGAUAUUUAGUUUUAGUGUAGAUUGAUUGUGUUAAGACAAUAUCUAUUAUGCUGUAACGUAGUUUAUAAGCGAG